Acanthochromis polyacanthus (spiny chromis) is the source of this 3875-nucleotide messenger RNA. It is a transcript of the gene hif1an, whose product is annotated as hypoxia inducible factor 1 subunit alpha inhibitor. Gene Ontology annotation, cellular component: nucleus; cytoplasm. The transcript has 8 exons. The record is from RefSeq and is a predicted model, not a curated record. NCBI's taxonomy places the organism in Eukaryota, Metazoa, Chordata, Actinopteri, Pomacentridae. Gene Ontology annotation, molecular function: peptidyl-histidine dioxygenase activity; ankyrin repeat binding; [protein]-asparagine 3-dioxygenase activity. The coding region runs from base 260 to 1324 and encodes 354 amino acids. Gene Ontology annotation, biological process: negative regulation of Notch signaling pathway; peptidyl-aspartic acid hydroxylation.
AACGUUUCAGUAGUGUGUGUCGUUUGUUUGGUGGCUGUCAACACGGUGUGUAAACACCUGCACGGAACAGAGCUUCGGAGACAGCACCGAGCAAAUUCACGUUAUUAAAUUAAUACGUGUGAAUGGGAGGGCUUGUAUGAGAGUUCCGCCGCUGACUGUGUGUCCCAGCAGGAAAGCGUCGAGGAGAAAGAGCCGCUCUCCUCUGCCGGUUUCAUUGUGAGCAGGAACGGACGCAGCUAAGCGGUGCUCGUCGACGACCAUGGCAGCGGCGACCGUUGUGGAGGCUGACCCGGCGCCGAGCGAAGGCGGCGCCGCUUUCUCCGGCGUCCAGAGCCACGGCUGGGACGAAUCUCAGCUCCGAAAAUACUCGUUCCCAACCAAGCCCAUCCCCAGGCUUUCUCACACGGACCCCAGAGCGGAGAUGCUAAUAAACAACGAGGAGCCGGUGGUUUUAACAGACACGAACCUUGUAUAUCCAGCUCUCAAAUGGGACAUCGCGUACCUCCAGGAGAACAUUGGAAAUGGAGACUUCUCGGUUUACAUCGCAGAAAAGCACAAAUUCCUCUACUACGAUGAGAAAAAAAUGUCCAACUUUGAGAACUUUGUCCCCAAGUCUCAACGAAUGGAAAUGAAAUUCUCCGAAUUUGUGGAUAAAAUGCAUGAAACGGAGGAAAUGAAAGGAGAAGAAAGAGUAUAUCUGCAGCAGACCCUGAAUGACACAGUAGGAAAGAAGAUAGUUGUUGACUUUCUUGGUUUCAACUGGAACUGGAUCAACAAGCAGCAAGCCAAGAGGAACUGGGGACAGCUGACAUCCAACCUGCUGCUCAUAGGCAUGGAGGGCAACGUUACGCCAGCGCAUUACGACGAGCAGCAGAACUUCUUUGCACAGAUCAAAGGCCAUAAGAGAUGCAUUCUUUUCCCUCCAGACCAGUUUGAAUGUCUCUAUCCAUAUCCUGUCCAUCAUCCAUGUGACAGACAGAGCCAAGUGGAUUUUGAUAACCCUGACUAUGAGAAGUUUCCCAAUUUUAAAAAUGUUGUUGGCUAUGAGGCUGUAGUGGGCCCUGGAGAUGUGCUAUACAUCCCCAUGUAUUGGUGGCAUCACAUUGAAUCACUGUUGAAUGGUGGAGUGACGAUCACUGUAAACUUCUGGUACAAAGGCGCCCCCACACCAAAGAGGAUAGAAUAUCCUCUGCGAGCUCAUCAGAAGGUGGCCAUCAUGAGAAAUAUUGAGAAGAUGCUGGGAGAAGCACUUGGAGAUCCACAUGAAGUCGGACCUUUACUGAAAACAAUGAUCAAGGGGCGAUAUGACCAGGAUCUCAGUUAGAGGCCCGCCGUUACAACUGUUAACUAGACAGCUUCAGGAACUGUAUGCAUGUGAAAGUGACACUGCUGGUGAGUUUAACUCGCAGUCUGUCUUUGGAGCUACGUAACACUGCAUGGCAAUAAGCAGCCAUCUUGAAACCGUUCUGCUUCAGUCGUCUCCGAGUGCCAUCGUCAUUGCAAACAAACAAUUACAGAAAAAUCCUCCAACUAACUCAUGGGAAUUCAACCUACUUGAAGACGUUUUUCUUUUGUCCUUGAAGACGAAGCCUAAUUGGACCCAAAUGUACAUGUAUUUAUAUCAAUCAGUAUUCUCCUAACAAUCCAGUCCAGCUAAUGAGUAUUAGCUUUAAUCGGGAAUUGUUUGAGAUUGGUACCUUUGGAGCAACCUCAAUAUUUUGACCACUAAUGGAUGGAUCAAAGGGUAUUAUAUAUUUUUAUAUACAGUAAACAUCAGUUAAAUAGUGGACAUUUCUCAUGGAUUAACUCAUUUGUGGCUUGAUUAGUAAUAUUGUCAUGAGCAUAUUCUUCAUCUUUAUGACAAAGACAGCUAUGCUACUGAGUGAUUUGAAAAUAUUUAUCUAUAUUAUCUCCACUAGUGACGUGGCUUAGGGCAGUGAUCGGCAAGAUUUUUGGUUCAACAUAGGCAGCAUAGGCACAUGCAUUAAAAACACAGAAGUACAGUAAUUAAAAACUGAUGAAAUAUGAUUAAAAUGUAUGGCUAUGAUAGAAGAGCACUCACAUUUUCAGUUGAAGGAAUAUGUGACCUCUAUAAGCUAAGUUUUUUUUUUAAAAAGUGUGUGAGUGUUUGCCUUUUGUUUUUAUAAAUGCUCUUGCUUGUUUGAUUUUUAUUUCAAGGACUUUAUUUGAUGUGUUAUUCUGCAUAUUAGAAACGGAUGAGGGAGUGCCGACAUUACGUUACACAAUGUCAUUUUGGUUGCAAAUAGUUAAUUUUAAGAAUCAAAAGAAAAUACAGGAAGCUACUGUGCUUUGGGGAAAUUUCUGUGUAAUAUAAAAAUAGUAACAACAACAGUGAGAAUAAAAGGGGUUUAAUUGUGUAAGUAAAUUGCAUAAAUGAUAGAUUUAUGUUAAAAUGCUAUUAGCUAACUGCACUAGCAGAUCUACAGUAUAGCCAUUGCAAUGCAAUAUAUGGCGCCAUCUAGUGGUCAGGUUUGCAAAUGUAUGAUAAGCUUGACGUAUUACCUGAUCUACACUGCAAUGCAAUAAUUACUCUGCCAAGGAACGUGGUGGAGUUAUGUGACGAUCAGCAUAUGUUUGUUUAUCUGUCUGUGCACAACAUUACUUAGAAAUGGAAUAUCGAAUUUGGAUGAAAUUUUCAGGGAACAUCAGAAAUGACACAAGGCCCACCUGAUUACAUUUUGGCAGAGAUGUGGCUUAUAGUCUGGAUCCACCCAUUUGUUAAAGAUUUCUGUUUCAUUUAGGGCUGGACCCAAAUAUCUGAUUAUUCGGUUGUUGUGGUGGUAUCCGAAUAUUAAUUUUGAGACCUGAAUACUUGGAUCCCUUUCCUCCCACUGUAUCUUGAAAAUGUGCUUCACCUCUACCCCUGGCCGACGAACCGAACGUUCGUCAUUAAUUGGGCCUGAAUAUCCAGAGCCCAGAAAUUGCUAUUUGAACCAGCCCCAGCAUCAUUGCGAGAUAUGGCGUCACUUUUACUUUGACAACAAGCCACCUGACGAUCACGACUGCAAUCCUGCUAUAAAUCCAACGCUGCACACUGAUCCGUCAGAAAUCAUACAACAACUGAGCAGCCUUGACGCUCUCUUGAAUGCUUUACUUGUUCAGUAUGUUACAGUAAAUGCAGCAGAUCUGAGAUACAAUGAUGAUGCAGUGUGUACUAAAAGCCGAAUUCCUGUAGAUUAACAAUCAUCUGAAAUCCAAUUAUUGUUACAUUGUCACGGACAUGUUUUAAAGACCUCAAAGUGAAAGCAACUUGAAAGAUAGCUGUGCAAGUUUAAAGUGCUUGAAUCACUAUAAAGAUUAACAGAAUAAAAAGGGGAUAAUUUCAUAUACUGUGCUGUAUGUGCCAAACCAACACACAAACCAGUAGAUGAGUAUCUUCAAGAUUAGAGCAUUUUUGCAUGUGAAAUUGGAUGGACCAGCAAAUAGUGAACUUUAAAAGUUUUUAGGAGUUUUGUCUGAUUAAGGUUCAACCUUUAAACUGCUGAUUAUGUGCAUAUGUAUUUAAUAUAAAUUGCACAAUGAUCAAAUAAUGACUGCUAAUUCCUCUUUAAAAAAUAAUUUACCAGACAAAAGACUGAUAUUUCAUCUUCUUCUACUGAUAAGUUAAUCGUUUACGUCAUGUGCCUUGCCAUACAUUGGCAUGGCAUUAAUCGUCGCAGGAGCUUGAUUUUUAAUUUUUCUAUUUUAUGAUAAAAAACGGUUGUUUUCACUCUGGCAUUAAACAGCUUUAAUGGUGAGAAUGACAACAGUUCAUAGAGAUAGAGGCAUGUUUUUAUUGAUGGGUGCCUGUUUUUUGUGUUUCAACAUGUUGUCUCCUUGUUUCUCUGAUUAAAGUUUGUUUUAAAAGUUCUAAA